Molecule: messenger RNA, 1813 nt
Organism: Impatiens glandulifera
Lineage: Eukaryota; Viridiplantae; Streptophyta; Magnoliopsida; Ericales; Balsaminaceae
Product: probable pectate lyase 5
Exons: 4
Coding region: 20-1675 (551 amino acids)
Molecular function (GO): pectate lyase activity
Source: RefSeq, a predicted model, not a curated record
GAAAAGCUGUCAAUAAACUAUGAUUAAUUGUUUUCUUCUUCUCCUUCUUCUUCCCUCUUCUUCCUCUGUGAGCUUAAAUAUCCAUUAUUAUACAAAGAGAAGAGAGGGAAGCUCUAUUUCUUCUUCUUCAGAAGCAGCAGCAAAAUCAUUGAUAAUGCUUCCCAGCCCUAAUAAUAUUAUUAUUACUAUUCUCUUGCUCUUCCUUUUUGCACUCCCUCCCACCAUCUCAUCCUCCUCCUUCAACCUUCUUCCCAAUCAGCACCACGACCCUCAAUCUGUAGUUGAAGAAUUUCAAAGGAGGCUCAAUGUCUCCACCACAACAAGGCGGCGAAUGCUCGAAACCUCCAAGGAUCAAGUGGCCUCCACCUGCUCGACAGGAAACCCAAUCGACGACUGCUGGAAAUGCGACCCAAAUUGGGCGCAAAAUCGCCAGCGUCUUGCCGACUGCGGAAUAGGGUUCGGCCACGCCACAACCGGAGGAAAAGGAGGACGGAUCUACACGGUAACAGACUCCUCCGACCACGACACAGUCAAUCCAACCCCAGGAACUCUCCGACACGCAGUUAUUCAAGAUGAACCACUCUGGAUCAUCUUCUCCGGUAACAUGUUAAUAAAACUCAAACACGAACUUAUUUUUAACAGUCAGAAAACAAUAGAUGGUAGAGGAGCUCAAGUCGUGAUUACCGGCGGCGGAUGCAUAACAAUCCAGUAUGUCAGCAACGUUAUUAUCCACGGAAUCCAGAUCCGCGACUGUUAUCCGACAGGAAACACAUUGAUAAGGUCUUCGCCGACACACAUCGGGUACAGAUCGAAGUCUGACGGCGACGGCGUGUCGAUAUUUUCGUCGAACAAUAUCUGGAUUGAUCACUGCACUCUUUCGCAUUGCACGGAUGGAUUAAUCGACGUGAUAAUGGGUUCGACGGCUAUAACGAUAUCGAACAAUUACUUCUCUCGUCACGAUGAGGUUAUGCUUUUAGGUCACGACGACAAUUACUUGCCGGAUUCAGGAAUGCAGGUGACGAUUGCGUUUAAUAGAUUCGGUGAGGGUUUAGUUCAGAGAAUGCCGCGAUGCCGGCGAGGAUAUAUCCAUGUUGUCAAUAAUGAUUUCACUGAAUGGAAAAUGUAUGCAAUCGGCGGCAGCGGAAAUCCGACCAUCAACAGUCAGGGCAAUAGGUAUACGGCGCCGUCUAAUGACGACGCUAAGGAGGUGACAAAACGCGUGGAAACGAGUGAUGGGGCAUGGGCAGAUUGGAAUUGGAGAUCUGAUGGGGAUAUAAUGGUAAAUGGUGCAUUCUUUGUUGAAUCUGGACAAGGUAUGGCCGCACAGUAUUCUAAGGCCUCAAGUAUCGACCCAAAGUCUGCUACUCUAAUAGAACACAUCACUAUCAAUGCCGGUUCUUUUGGUGGGCCAAGGGGAGAUACGAGUGGCGCUAGCCCAUUAUACUCUGGACACAACAAUGGUGGAAGCUCCACCGGGGGCAAUUCCAAUUCCGGUAACAAUCAAGAUGUGUUUGGACUUAUAAUUGAUGGUAUUAGCGGCAGUGGCGCGAGGAGGAGAAUGUUGUUGUCGCCUUCACCUUCUUCAACUACUGUUUUCUGUAUUAUCAUGGUUACUCUCAGUUUAACCAUUAUAACAUACUUUGAUGAUGCUGCCUCGCCAUUGUUACUAUUUUAACUUAUUAAUUCAUUCUAGCUGAGAAAAAAAUUAAGCUUUUUUGUGGACAAUUCAUGAGUUUAUAGCAAUUUAUUUUCCUCAAUCAGUCAUUGUAUAUAAAUUGAUGUCUGUUCAUGAUUUCUAAGGUGUUCAUGAUUU